UUUAUAUUUUUUUUUUGUUUCUUUUUCUUAUCAAUUCCUUAAACUUUUAUUUUUUACAUGUGCAAAGUCUAAUUAAUUAACUCCAUAUCUCAUAAAAUUGGAAUAAAACUAACAUAGAAAUAAAUUAAAUCAUUUUUGAUUAUAGAAAUCUUAAUUAGAAUAUAUCAUUAACGUGUGUAAUAUUCCUUUAUGUACUUAAGACCACUCUCUCUUUUUUUCCUACCAAAAAAAUAAUUAAAAUCACUAUUUUAAAGCAACUUCCUUGACUCCUAGGUAAGCCGUUUCAGUGACUUCAUUCACACAAUCACUCCCAUUUUCUCCCUCAUUUUUCUCGAAUUCUUUUUGGGAUUCUUGCUUACAAUUGCAUUGAACGAUAAUUUUGAGAAUUGUGUGAAUUUCAUGAAAUAGGUGUUUGAUUUCAAGUCAAUUUUACAUGGGGGGAUUUAAGAAUGAUGGUCUAAAAUGGGUUACUAAGGAAACUGAAUUCAGAAAAAUGAAUUUUAGGCCUGUAGGGUCAGUAUCGAAUGCUAAACCAGUGACUGUGAGUAGCAGAAAUGGGUAUGGAUCAGAUAUGGAUUUGGAAAGUGAUUCAGAUGAGGAGAUUAAUGGUGGAAAUUACUCAGUCGAGUCGUCGUCGCCUGUAGAUGACAUUUUCAGUAAUGGGGUUGAGCAGAAGCGUACUGGUUUUGUAGGUGAUAAGAAAACCGAUCGAUUUGCUCAAGAAUAUUCAUCAAGACGUGAUACUGCAAGUAAGUCAGACAUUGUUAGAAAUAUCCACUCUGAUGCAUCAGCAAUGCUUCCUAAUAGAGAACCUUCGCACUCAACCUUAAAGACUUCUGUUGAUAUGGAUGAAGGAAGAUCAUCUGAUUCUUCAUCAGCCCGUGUACCUAACUUUCAUGCUAGUGGUCUCAGCCCUUGGAAUGGCGUGGUUUCCUAUGAUGCGUGUGUACGACUAUGUCUCAGCUCAUGGGCCAAGGGUAGUAAAGAAGCCAAAUAUUUCCUGAAUAAUGAAUGUGCAACACUACGAGAUGCAUUCAGUUUGCGGCAUGUACUUCUUCAGUCAGAGGAGGAGAUAAUGUCAAAAAGAUCUUCUGAGCUAGUUAGUGGAUCAGCUGCUACUAAACCAAAGAAAACAAUAGGAAAAAUCAAAGUUCAAGUGAGAAAGGUGAAGAUGGGUUUAAAUCCACCUACCGGCUGUGCUUUUCCACAGAUGCAAAAGAUGGACCUUGAGAAAAUUCAAAGUCAUGUCUCAAAUGUAAAAUCAAAACUAGCGAUGAAAUGGGAAGCUGUACAAAGAGUACAAGCAGCACGUCAUAUACCAAAAAAUGGUUCUCUUUCAAGCAAGAGUUUGGCAUAUGUGAAUGUUGGCGCUCAAUAUAUGAAGGAGAUUGGUGUUCUUUUAAAGAGUAGCUUGGCUUCUUCCCAGACCACAGAAUCCCAAGUUGUGCAAGAAACCUACUAUUGUUUAGUAAGACUGAAAAGCUCUUCUGAAAAAGAUGCAGUGCGGAUGCAGCCGGGCUCUGGUGAAACUCAUAUUUUCUUUCCAGAUAGUCUUAGUGAUGAUCUGAAUAUCAUAGUUCUGGACUCAAGAGGCAAUCAUUGUGGGUGUGUUUUGGCUCAAGUCGCAUCAGUCGUGGAUGCCACUAAUGACAAGAGCCGCUGGUGGCCUAUAUAUCAUGAGCCUGAUCAUGAACCUAUUGGCAAAGUACAGUUAUACAUCAAUUACUCAACAAGUCAGGAUGAUAAUAGCCAUCUGAAGUGUGGUAUUGUUGCAGAAACUGUUGCAUACGAUCUUGUGCUGGAGACUGCAAUGAAAGCUCAAAAUUUUCAGCAAAGGAACUUGUUACUGCAUAAUCAGUGGAAGUGGCUUGUGACUGAAUUUGCGCGUUUCUAUGGUGUGUCAGAUGCCUAUACUAAGUUGAGAUAUCUUUCAUACGUUAUGGAUGUUGCUACACCAACUGCAGAUUGUUUGCUUUUGAUUUAUGAUUUGCUGUCUCCUGUGAUUGUGAAAGACGACAAUACUUUGAGUUCACAAGAGAAACGAAUCCUUGGAGUAAUGUCUGAUAAAGUUGAGGACCUUCUUGCUCUGGUUUUUCAAAACUACAAGUCGUUGGAUGAAACAUCACUCUCGGGGUUGGCUGCUGUUUUUUUGUCAGCAACUGGAAAUGUCGCUCCUGCUAUUGCUCCAGCUAUUAAGCUUUAUGGCCUUCAACAUGAUAUGCUAUCUCCUGAAAUAAGAUUAAAACUAUGCAAAUACUUUCAGGUUGCUGCAAAGAAAAGGUCAAGAAGACAUUUAGGAGAAAUGGAUGAAUUUAUCUUCAGCAAUGAGGGCGCCACAAUGGACAAUAUGGCAUCUACAACUGCGUAUCAAAAGAUGAAAUCUCUUUGUCUGAUUGUGAAAAAUGAAAUUCAUACAGACAUAGAGAUCAAUAAUCAAAACAUUCUUCCCAGUUUCUUGGACCUUCCAAACCUCACUUCAUCAAUAUACAGUGCUGAGCUGUCUGCCAGACUGCGCACCUUUCUUAAGGCAUGCCCUCCUGCUGGGCCCUCGCCUCAUGUUACAGAUCUUGUUAUAACAGUAGCUGACUUUGAAAGAGAUCUUGCUCUGUGGAACAUUAACUCUGUCAAAGGUGGAGUUAAUGCAAAGGAGUUAUUGGGCUCCUAUAUAAGCAACUGGAUUAAGGAGAAGCAUGUAACUUUACUUGAUUUCUGCAAGACUAGCAUGUUGCAGGUGAAAUGUUCUGAUCACAAGGCUCAACAGCUGACAUGUCCUUCCAUUGAUGAGAUCUAUGAUCAGUUGAGGCAGACGUUGAAUGAAUAUGAAAUUAUUGUUCGUCGUUGGCCAGAAUAUGCUGUUGUCUUGGAGAGUGUGAUGGCAGAUGUUCAAAAUGCAGUAGUGGAGGCCCUGGAGAAACAAUAUGCUGAUGUUUUGUCACCAUUGAAGGACAAUCUUACAAACCUGGGCCUUAAAUAUGUUCAGAAAUUCGCUAAAAGAUCUGACAGCUUUUAUACAGCACCUGCAGAGCUGGGAGUUGUUUUGAAUUCCAUGAGAAGAAUGCUUGAUGUGCUGCUUCCAAAGGUUGAGGCCCAGCUGAAGACCUGGACUGCUUGUAUCAAUGAUGCUGGAAGUGCUGUUCCUGGAGAGCAUCUUACUGAAGUUACAAUAAUGCUUAGAAGCAAAUUCAGGAACUACAUCCAAGCAAUUCUUGAGAAGCUAGUGGAAAAUACGAGAUUGCAAAACUCAACUAAGUGGAAGAAAAUAAUUCACGAUUUUAAAGAAACUUCUGCUGAGUCAGAUGUACAGAGCAGAAUGCAGCCUCUUCAAGAUUUGUUGAUAAAAACUAUAGAGCAUCUCCACUCAAUACUCGAAAACCCUGUAUUUCUAACAGUUUGCCGAGGCUUCUGGGAUAAGAUGGGACAGGAGGUUCUGAAUUGUUUGGAGAACAACAAAGAAAACAGGUCCUGGUACAAGGGACUGCGAAUUGCUCUACAAGUGUUAGAUGAUACAUUUACGUCAAGAAUGCAGCAGUUGCUUAAUUAUCGUGUUCCAGACUCGGAUCUAGAGCCACCCAGGUGUAUAAUAGAAGCACAUUCCAUGCUUCAGUAGGAUUGUGUACGCAGCAUAGAGAGUAUAUUUCACUACAAAAAGACUUUUCUUAUUCAAUUUGGGGGGUCUGAUCCUGAUAGGCGCUGAAAUCAAAGAGGGUCUGAUCGUGUCCACUGCUAUCCUAGCCACCAUAUUUUUUCUGUCUAAGAAGCAGUGCUAGCUCUAUAGGUAAAUCUAGUAUAUACAAUAUUCCAAAAAAAAAAAAUCCAGAUAUAGUUCAGUCAGGUGUGUAUAGAAAACAGCUACUGAUUUUUUGUCCAUUUUUCCAGUGGGGAGUUUUGUCAUUCAUCCGAAUCUUCCCCAUUAUUACCAAAAAUACUAUAAUUCAUUGUUGAUUCUAUAUCUAUGGAGUUGAGAAAAUUCUUGUGUAUCGGUGUAUGGAAUAUGUUUAGCAGGUGGGCAAGAAAGCUGUAGAUCCGAGAUGUCGUAGCUUAGAAGACUAGGAUAAUAGUAUAUUGCUUACUGCUCCUUUACAUAUUCUGAUAUAUUAGGAAGAAGCUAUGCAAUUGAGUAUUUGUGAAAUAUGCUUAACUCUGUUCCAAAAUAAUACAAGUGCAAAGUAUUCUUGUUUAAUA
Messenger RNA from Chenopodium quinoa (quinoa), 4182 nucleotides. RefSeq lists its product as uncharacterized. The transcript is spliced from 23 exons. NCBI's taxonomy places the organism in Eukaryota, Viridiplantae, Streptophyta, Magnoliopsida, Caryophyllales, Amaranthaceae. The coding region runs from base 434 to 3607 and encodes 1057 amino acids. The record is from RefSeq and is a predicted model, not a curated record.